Messenger RNA from Galeopterus variegatus (Sunda flying lemur), 599 nucleotides. RefSeq names its product HEAT repeat-containing protein 2-like. The transcript has 5 exons. The record is from RefSeq and is a predicted model, not a curated record. NCBI's taxonomy places the organism in Eukaryota, Metazoa, Chordata, Mammalia, Dermoptera, Cynocephalidae. Gene Ontology annotation, biological process: outer dynein arm assembly; cilium movement; inner dynein arm assembly. Gene Ontology annotation, molecular function: dynein intermediate chain binding. The coding region runs from base 48 to 599 and encodes 183 amino acids. Gene Ontology annotation, cellular component: cytoplasm.
GCGAGUGCGCCUCCGCCCUGGCGCGCGCCACGCCGGACCACUUCCACAUGCAGUCAGAGUCUUUGAUCAGUCCCCUGAUGCAGACCAUCUCCCACCAGCACUGGAAGGUCCGGGUGGCUGUCAUCGAAGCCACAGGCACGGUGAUCCAGUUUGGCAAUGGGAAGUCAGUGGACGACGUGCUUUCUCACUUUGCUCAGCGGCUCUUUGACGACGUUCCUCAGGUGCGACAGGCGGUGACCUCCGUGGUGGGGGGCUGGCUGCUGAGCCUACGGGACCGCUACUCCUUUUUUCACAAGCUCAUCCCUUUGUUGCUGAGCAGCCUCGAUGACGAGAUUCCUGAAGUCAUGCAGUUGGCCGCCAGCCUCUGGGAGAAAGUCGGCCUACAGUGGCAGAAGGAGAAUGAGGAGGACCUGAAGGACAAGCUGGACUUCGCCUCCCCCCCGCCACCCCACUACCCUCCACAAGGGCAGCACACCUCUGUCUUCAGCAUCACCCGGGCACCCCUCAUUCGCCUCCAUGGCAGCCUCUCUCUCUAUUCUGGACCAGCUUUAUUUUUAAAAGACGUGAAGGCUUCCAGACAUGUCCAGGUGCACCACUAG